This is a messenger RNA of Penicillium hordei, 1152 nucleotides long. RefSeq names its product zinc-binding alcohol dehydrogenase family protein. The transcript has a single exon. The record is from RefSeq and is a predicted model, not a curated record. Bases 1 to 1152 code for a protein of 383 amino acids. Gene Ontology annotation, molecular function: oxidoreductase activity, acting on NAD(P)H. Lineage: Eukaryota; Fungi; Ascomycota; Eurotiomycetes; Eurotiales; Aspergillaceae.
AUGGCCACCCAUCUUGCUGCCGUCUCCCUCGCAAAAGGUGAGCCUUUCGUGCUUCAAGAUCGCCCCACGCCAAAACCAGGCCCGGGAGAGCUCCUCAUCGAAGUCAAAUCUGUAGCUCUCAAUCCGGCAGACGGUCACAUGCGUGACCACGGUCUCUUCAUACCUACCUACCCCACUGUCAUCGGCUUCGACAUCUCGGGACUAGUACUUGAGGUCGGCAGCAAAGUUCCCGUCGGUGUUACCGAUGAGGGCGCCGGCCCCCUUUUCCGACCGGGAAUCACCCGCGUCGCCGCAUACGCUGCCUCCUUCUGGAAGUCCUACGACCCUAACUACGGUGCCUUUCAGGAGCGGUGCCUCAUUCCCUGGCAGCACGCUCUGCCUCUUCCAGAUGAGAGUAUCUCUUGGAACCAAGCGGCAACCUUGCCCGUCGCCGUUGAGGUGCCCCUUAGCGCGUGGGAUGCUAUGGGGAUUCUACGGGUGGGAGAAGCCACUGCCUCUUCUUCCGCCCCAGCCGGCGCUAUAACCCAGGAAAAUAAGAAACAAAAGAGAGAGGCCUUAUUGAUUUGGGGAGCUUCCUCUAGCGUGGGCACAAUGGGCGUGCAAAGCGCCCGGCUGCUGCGGGAAGACCGUGAUUCUUGUUUCGCCGCCGUCUACGCUACGGCUGGUGCGGCGAAUCGGAAAUACGUUAGCUCCUUAGGCGCAGACCGCGUGUUCGAUUACAAGGAACCACAGGUUGUGGAUGCCAUUGUUUCUGCGGCCAAAGAGGAUGGCUUAGUGAUUCGGCACUGCUUUCUUGCCACGGGGCAGCUGGCGCCGUGCCAGGCCGUGCUUAAGGCUUUCUUCAGUGACGAUCAAGGCGGAGAGAGCCAGAGGGCGAAGAUAGGAUCAGCCCCGAUUAUCCCUCCGGAUGUGGAAGAGGUAAAUGGAGUGGAAACCAUCUUUUUGAUGCCGUCGAUGGACGAAGGGGAGAGGUCGGCUCAGUUCCGAUAUUGGAUGGGGGCGUGGCUGAGGGAGAACCUGGCCAAUGGGACUAUUAGGCCGAGCCCGGAGCCGAGAAUCGUGGGGAAGGGUUUGGGGGCUAUUAAUGCUGGGUUGGAUGUGCUACUCCGGGGGGUGAGUUGUACGAAGUUAAUUGUUGAGGUUGCCGAGUGA